AUGUUUCAAGAGAUUCUGAAUAGGGUAUAUGACGUUGUUGGAUGUGAUCGUAUGUAUGUGGAACUGAAAUUGUUUAUGAGAUAUCCGAUGCCGGGAAAAUAUGUGCCAAUUGCACUAGAGGAUGACGAGUCACUGAGUGCUAUGUGGCUUUCAGUGACACAAACGUCAGCCAUGGCAAUGGAGGUGUACAUUGAACAAGUUCCCAAAGAGAUAAAUGUGCAAAGUAAUGUGGGUUAUGUACCUUCAAUGGACUUUAGGGAUAGCAUGGAGGUACCGACAUCAGCUCCUAAUAUGCAAUUUGAAUCAUUUACUAGCAUGUUGUCAGACCCACAUUAUGUAAAUCAGCACAUGAAUGAGUUUAUUUCUCCUGCUUCGUCUCCCCACAUACCAUCCACAUUCCAUCUUGACACUCUACAUCAAAAUGAUGUUGAUUUUUUGGGAAACGAGGAGGAGCAUGUGGAUUCUGAUAGGGAUGAGGAUGAUGAUGCAAGAGAAUUAGCUGACAAGGCAAUAAAGGCUGGUGUUCCUUCACAAGAUUGGCUUAGAGUUGACGAAGUUGAUCAAAGGUUAAUAGAUUCAUGGAUGACUUGGAAUGUCACUGGUUCAUUAACUGUGGCUUCUGAAUUUGAGAUAGGACAAGAGUUCGCCUCAUUGCAGCAAUUAAAGAAUUUUGUGAAAGCAUGGUCGAUCUCUAGAAACCAGAUGUUUCGGGUGUUAGAGUCAGAGCCCACAAAGUAUGUCAUUGAAUGUGCUAGAAAGGAAGUGUGUCACUGUCCAUGGAGGUUGCGUGCAAUCAUGACUAAGUCGUUCUCAUUCAAAAUUGUACGAUAUGUUGGUCCACAUGCAAGCAAUUGUUUAGGAGACAUAACAUGUGGAGACCAUCCUCUCAUUUCAUCAGAUUUCGUUGCUGAUCUUAUCGAGGAUUUCAUUAGGACUGAUCCUUCAUUCAAAGUUCAGUCCAUCCUUACUUUUGUGAAGAACCAAUAUCAAUUUUCAAUAACAUAUAAGAGAGCUUGGUUAGCAAAACAAAAGGCAAUCAGCAAUAUUUUUGGUGAUUGGGAGAAGUCGUAUCAAGAGUUACCGAGGUACUUGCAAGCCUUGAAAGAGUCCAAUCGAGGCACUGUCGUUUACUGGAGUACGAUCCCAACACAAGAUCCUACUACGCACAUCUUUAGGAGGGUCUUCUGGGCCUUUAAACCCUCCAUUUCCGGAUUCCGUCAUUGUCGGCCUCUUAUCACUAUAGAUGGUACUCACUUGUACGGGAAAUACAAAGGCAAAUUAUUGAUUGCUAUGGGAACAGAUGCUAAUUUCCAGCUAUUCCCACUUGCCUUUGCUGUUGUGGAGGAAGAAAGCACGGAGGACUGGUCUUGGUUUUUAGCUUGCAUUAGACGUUCCGUCACAGAUAGAAAGGAUCUGUGUGUCAUCUCUGAUCGUCAUAGGGGUAUCCUUGCAGCUAUGAAUGAGCCUGGUAGUGGUUGGGAGGAACCAUAUGCACAUCACCGCUUUUGUGUGCGUCAUCUUGCUUCGAACUUGAAUUCGAAGUAUAAGAAUGCUGCCAUCAAGAACCUAUUCGGAAAAGCUGCAUAUGCUAGGCAGAAAAGGAAGUUUUUGUACUAUAUGGAUCGAAUUGGCUCCAUUAAUGUCGAGGCAGCUAGAUAUCUGUUGGACAUUCCCCUUCAUCUAUGGUCUCUACAUCAUGAUGGUGGGUGUAGAUAUGGUGUGCAAACCACCAACAUGUCUGAAGUGUUUAAUGGUGUCCUAAAAGGAGCAAGAUGUCUACCGAUCACUGCUUUGGUAAGAAUGACAUUUUAUCGUGUCAAUUCUUAUUUUGCUACAAGGAGAGAAUUAGGUAGAAAAAGACUUGAGGAAGGCCAUGAUUAUAGCCCGAAGGCGACUAACAUCAUUGAAAAGAACAUGGAGAAGGCAGGUGCUCAUGAGGUGAUUGUGUUUGAUUAUGAGCGAGGGCUAUUUGAGGUCACUACUGGUCGUGGAGACCGUAUUGCGGGAAAGGUGGAAAGAAACACACGGUUAACUUAA
Molecule: messenger RNA, 2037 nt
Organism: Beta vulgaris subsp. vulgaris (sugar beet)
Lineage: Eukaryota; Viridiplantae; Streptophyta; Magnoliopsida; Caryophyllales; Amaranthaceae
Exons: 1
Coding region: 1-2037 (678 amino acids)
Source: RefSeq, a predicted model, not a curated record